AUGCCAACCAUUUCAGCCACUGCAUUGAACAAGAUCGCCAAGGACAAGUCUAAAAAACUUGCCGAGUUCUUCGAAAUGGAGCCCAUUCACGUUGAUGUGAAGGAUCCUCGCACCAAGAAGAUCAAGCCUCACGCUCAGGGUGAGCACUUGCUUUACCUGUGGGACGAAAUCUAUGGAAAUGAUCCUGUGAUGAAGUCCAUCAUUGUGGAGACUGUCACUGGUCCUUCCACUCCGGAUAUGGAUUAUUACGAUGACCCUGUCAAGGGAAACCCAGCCAUGCCUUACCAACAGAUCCGUGCCUUGAUUGGUGACGGUGGUAAAUGGAAGUGGCCCGAGAUUUAUAAGAACCUUGAUCUCCUUCCCCGCCGUGGUCCUGCCUGGCGUCACAUUGAUGACCCUUCCAACUUGGGAAAGAUUGAAAAUCCUAACCCAGACAUUGUUCCCCUCAAGUGUUUGGUCGUUGGUGGAGGACCCGUUGGUAUCCGUCUUGCCAUUGAACUUGCCUUGGGAGGUCACCGCGUCCAACUGUGGGAAAAGCGUCGAGAGAUUAUCGAUGAAGCCACUGGUCUAUUCAAGUCGGUCGGUUUCACCAAUCGUGUCAACCGUCCUCACAUUAACAACUUUUGCCGUAAUGACUUGGAUCGUCUCAAUGGAAGAAACUUUAUGACCCCCAAGAUGUGUUACCCCGUCUUUACCAAUGCUCACACUUCGUCUAUUGGUAUUGAUGAAGCUCAGAUGCUUCUCAUGAAGACUGCUCUGAUGAUUGGUGUUGACUUCCGUCUAGGUGUCGGAUACGAUGGAGCUGACAUUGAAGUGGAUGAAACUACUUCUCGUCCCCACUGGAACGUCGAAUAUUCCUGCGAUGAAAUGGCCCAAAAGCGUUACGGUAUGGAAGCUUCUGGCAUUGAACGAUUCGACGCUCACUUUGGGUGCGAUGGAGGACGAUCUCGUGUCCGCUCUGCCCAAGUCGACUGGUUGGGAGAACCCAAGACCCGUCAAUACAAGAAGAUGUUUGGUAUCGUUUCUAACCUACGCAAGGUUAGCAAGGCUAAGCUUCGCGAACUCGGCUACACCGAUGGUCUUGAACCAGAAGAUCGUGCCGGACAAACCACGGGAGUUUUCUUCUACAAGGCUUCCUACCAUAACUACUUUAUUUGCCAUCCUUCCGCCAAAGAAAUGGAAGAGAACAAUAUCCCAUGGAAGGGUAUCUUUGCAUUUGACAAGGCCGGUGGUGAGAAGAAUCAAGAGAAGACUGACAUGAAGAAUAACUUGAAGAAAUUCAUGACCAAGACGGCCAAAAAGCUCAAUAUCCCCAUUGACGAGACCCUCGAAAACGACGGAUUUGUAGCCGCGCCCAAUGACGUCAUGGGUUUCGAUUUCUCAGAGUUUUACAACUGUGAGAAGAAUGCUGCUGCCUUUGUUCCACCAUUGGAUUGGAACGUGGAGCGCGACGGAGAAUGGGAAAUUCACUGUCCUCUUGUCGCUCUUUGUGGAGAUGCUGUGGCUGAUCCUAACUGGCUAUUGGGCGUUGGUCUUCGUCGUGGAUGGACCUCUGCUAUGGAUGCCUGCUUCUUUGCCGAUAAUCUCUACAACAACAAGUCCUUCAAUGGAAAGCCUCCAAGUCUCGAAGAACCAAUCACCGAACCCAUCGAGUGGUCGGAACACAUGGAUAACAUUAUGAACCUGAUGCAAAAGGUCGGAAAUGCUUCACGAGAAGGAAAGCUCUCUGAAGAGAUGGACACUGGUAUGCUUGCUGAAAAGGGACCUGUUGUGACCCAAAUUCGAAAGAAACUCAAGUCCAACAAGGUCGAAGCUCCUGUUCCACCGUAUCAAAUCCCAGUCAGUCCUUUCUUCCGAUACAAGGAGUUUCAACUCGUUGUCAACCAGAGCUAUUCCGGAAAGAAUGUCAAUAUCAACGAGCACCCCUGGACCACUCGUGAAAUUGCCAUCUGGGAGCACAACAACAAGUACGUCGAACGUGGUGAUGCCAUCAAGCGCAAGGUUACUCGUCCUACUGCUGCCAUGUUGACCUGGCCAAAGCGCUUUGAGUGCUCUGCUUUCUGGGGAAUGAUGAAGUUGCUGGCCGUGGAUGGCAAGUCUGCCCCUGGUGUCGGCUCUGUGCCCGGUGCCAAGCCAGCUGCCGCUCCAAAAGACGUGGCUCCACCAGAAAUCCAGAGGCCCAAGCUUGAUACGUCCGAGGUUUACUCCCGAGCAAGUUUCAAGCAAAACAGUCUUCGUGAGAGCUUGGUCGAAGCAGCCAUGUCUGGUCCGCAUGAUACUCCUGGUUCUGGCCGAAACGCCGGUAUCUCCAAUCUUUUGGGUAAAUUCCAACAGCCGAGUCCUCGUUCGCUUGCUCAACAAGCAGCAAAUGCUAGGCCGAAAGUGGGAAAGCUCAAUAUGGAUAACCAAAAUGUACCACUCCCAGUUCAAUUCCGCAAGGCCCCAGCACCAGCUCCUGCUGCCCCAUUCUCGCCAGCUGAUAUGAAGGCAAUCAAGCGCCUAUCUACUCAGUUGGCAGACAAUAAAGGUUUGGCUGCCCCACCACUUGCCGGGGCAGUUGACAGCGGCCUCAUGUCCGAAUUGAAUGUUACUCGUUUGAACGCGGAGCAAGACGUCCUCAAGGCAAGACUACAGUUUGCCAAGGCUGAAGUUGCCAAGGUCCAAGCCGAACGGGCAGCUGCUGAUGCCAAAUUGGAGUAUGCCAAUGCUGAAUUGCAAGCGACACAGUCAUUGCUAGCAGCUUACAAGGACAUGGCAGACGCAAUGUCGGGCAAUUAA
Molecule: messenger RNA, 2778 nt
Organism: Cylindrotheca closterium
Lineage: Eukaryota; Bacillariophyta; Bacillariophyceae; Bacillariales; Bacillariaceae
Source: the annotation of a GenBank genome assembly